Molecule: messenger RNA, 390 nt
Organism: Volvox carteri f. nagariensis
Lineage: Eukaryota; Viridiplantae; Chlorophyta; Chlorophyceae; Chlamydomonadales; Volvocaceae
Exons: 1
Coding region: 1-390 (129 amino acids)
Source: RefSeq, a predicted model, not a curated record
AUGUCCUUCGCUAAGUUCCCUCCGCGCGCGCUGUCCUUACUCCCGACCUUACUCCCUUUACCUCACCUCGCAUUCUCAUUCGCCAUUGCAAAACAUUUCUUCGCUCUGUCCAUCAAGAGCCGCAAUGGAACUGAUGAAAUGAAGCGCUCCCUUAUCAGGCUUUGGGAAUACAUCAUCAAAACAGAUCCAACGGCACGCACAGAAGACACCAGAUCUUUACGCAUUAAAGCCAAGCCAAGCCAUUAUGAGGCGCAUUUGUAUAACUGUUUCGUGGUACAAGGAGUCCUUGGGUCACGCACUUGCUGUCGGGCAGUCUGCUUGGCAGAGGAAGCGCUUGUUCGGGUUCAAACGCUUGGCUUUAACAAGCAAGCUUUGGCAUGGGGUUGCUGA